AUGAUCGGUCGCCUUCAUCGGCUACGUUUCUGGAGAGACAUUCAAGCCCCACUUGCUAUGUAUGAGCGGCGGAAUGGUCAAUCGAGAUCUAAAAGCCUAUCUCAACGCCCUGUUUUGCAACACAAAUGGUCUGGGAAGCAGUGUUCGGUAUUGAUCGGUGCUUUCGUUACUACAACAACCCUGUGGUUGGGCUACAAACCUAGGGAUUCCCAACUUAAAGCUCAUUCUCGUGAAUUCAUCGGCUCUGGUUAUGGGACCGUUCAUGACUAUGAAAAUGCAACAUCUGAGAUACGAAAAGCUCUCAAUGAAGAAGCUGUCAGCACAGCUGAAGAAACGCGUAAAGCACAUGGGAAUACCGCAAGGUCAUCCCACGAAACUUCUCAAUUACCAACUGCUGUAGUGUAUCCUAAAACUACCGAGGAUGUGUGUACUAUUGCUAGAAUAUGCCAGAAAAAUAAAGUUCCCAUGGUUGCGUACUCCGGUGGUUCUUCAACAGAAGGCCAUUGCUCGCUACCGUACGGAGGCAUCACCAUCAACUUCACCCGUAUGGAUCGGAUACUGGAUCUCCAUGGAGACGAUAUGGACGUGGUCGUCCAGCCAGGUGUGAACUGGAUGGAUCUUAACAAUAAGAUCAAAGACAGCGGCCUUUUCUUUCCUAUAGACCCAGGUCCGACCGCCAUGAUAGGCGGCAUGGUUGCAACAAACUGCUCUGGAACACAUGCGGUUCGGUACGGAACCAUGAAGGACUGGGUGAUUAAUUUGACUGUGGUGCUCGCGGACGGCACAGUCAUCAAAACAAGGCGUCGUCCACGGAAAUCCAGCGCUGGAUACAAUCUCACUACGUUGUUCGUAGGCUCCGAAGGCACCCUAGGCAUGGUGACAGAAGCCACACUGAAAUUGGCAGUCAUACCACAAGUAACAUCCGUCGCAGUCACAACGUUCCCAACAAUUCAUGAUGCAGCGAAAGCGGCAAUCAGAAUUAUGCGGGCUGGUGUACCUGUCGGCGCAAUGGAGAUCAUGGAUGAAGUCCAAAUGUCAAUCAUCAAUCGGGCAUGCAAAAAGGGGCAUCAGUGGAAAGAAGCGCCAACAAUUUUCUUCAAGUUUACUGGUACUCAUGCCGGGGUGAAAGACGAUGCUAACAUUGUCGAGUCCUUAUCUAGAGCAAGCAAAGGUAGGGACUUUGAAUUCGCCAGAACGCCUGAAGAGGCGGUAGCACUCUGGUCAGCGCGAAAGGAAGCGUUGUGGAGUAUGCUUAGGUUGCUUAAGGACAACCAAAGAUUCUGGGGCACAGACGUCGCAGUCCCACUGUCAAGGCUGCCAGAUAUCAUCGAGGUCUCUAAGCAAGAUAUGGACCGAUUAGGUCUUUUUGCAUCUAUUUUAGGUCAUGUGGGUGACGGUAAUUUCCAUGCGAAUAUAAUCUAUGACGAUUGCAGUCAGGAGGAUAGAGCUAAGCUCGAGAAAAGUAUGCAAGAUAUGAUAGAUCGAGCACUGGGUAUGGAGGGCACCUGUAGUGGUGAGCAUGGUGUUGGCCUGAAGAAAAAAGCGUACCUGAAGCAGGAACUCGAUGUUGAGACAAUCAACAUCAUGAAGCGAAUCAAGAUGGCGCUAGAUCCUCAGUGGUUGAUGAAUCCUGGUAAAGUAUUCGACCAACACACCAUAGAUACGAAGGAGCCCAAACAAGAAAGUCACACCUCCAAGGCCGAAAAUAAAACCUUUCAGGGUAGCUGA
Messenger RNA from Bacidia gigantensis, 1728 nucleotides. RefSeq lists its product as uncharacterized. Gene Ontology annotation, molecular function: D-lactate dehydrogenase (cytochrome) activity; FAD binding; D-lactate dehydrogenase (NAD+) activity. Gene Ontology annotation, biological process: lactate catabolic process. Gene Ontology annotation, cellular component: mitochondrion. NCBI's taxonomy places the organism in Eukaryota, Fungi, Ascomycota, Lecanoromycetes, Lecanorales, Ramalinaceae. The record is from RefSeq and is a predicted model, not a curated record. The transcript has a single exon. Bases 1 to 1728 code for a protein of 575 amino acids.